GUGUGUGUGUGUGUCUGUCUGUCUCUGUCUGUCUCUCUCUCUCUCUGCGGGGAUGCAGAGAUGCUGACAGAGUGCAGGGGGCCAUGGGGGAUAAUCAGCAGGAUGUGAGCCCCCGUGUGAUAGUGUGGCCAAAGGAGCUAAGGAUGCCCAAACAGGGGAAUCCCGAGCAGGAGCAGAGAGGACAUUUUACCUCUGGAUUCGGCCCUGGUGCGACCACUGCUGGGGUCCUGUGUCCAGUUCCGGUGCAGUUCAAGAAGGAUGUGAAUAUGUUGGAGAGGGGGCAGAGGGGUUAGAAGGUUACAAAAUGUGGCCUGGAGUGAUAGAUCCCAGGAGCUCAAGCUAUCUAGCUUAGCAAAGAGAAGCUCCCACCUCCCGGGGUGACUUGCUCCAGUCUAGAAGCACCUACCUGGGGAUCAAAUAUUUAAUAACAGGCUCUUCAGGCCAGCAGAGAAAGGUCUCACGUGACCACAUGGCUGGAAGUUGAAGCCGGAGACAUUCAGCCUGGAAAGAUGAUGUCUAUGUUUACCAGGGAGGGGAAUUGGCCAUGGGAACAAUGUACAAAGCACCGCAGUGGAUUCUCCAUCAAGGCGGGAUGUGUUUCUCGGAGGUCUGCUCUCGUUCAACCAGGAAUUAACUGGGCGCAGUUCUCUGGCCUGUUAUCCAGGAGCUCAGCCUUGGUCCCUCCUGGCCUGGGAAUCUACCAGUCUCUGCCAUGGCUUCUUGGAAUCCGUCUUCUCGCUCUGGUGCCACCCAAGGGACAGGAAUGCAAAAUAUGCAGGUAAACUGAGUCACGCAGCUUGUUCACAGAAAUAUUUCCAUGUUCUCUCGCUUCUCCCCAGACUCCUGCUGCCAGGAAGGGGCACACCUGGGCUGGAGCUCAGCCGUCCUCCAGCAGAGCCCUUCUGCUCCAGGUGCCGGGUCCUGACCCAGUAGGUUCCUCCCACCCAGCGGGUCUGGAGAGAUGGAGCGACUCCGGGAGGAUGUCACCUGCUCCAUCUGCCUGGAUGUCUUGAAUGACCCCGUCUCCAUCGAGUGCGGCCACAACUUCUGCCGGGGCUGCCUCGCAGCUCACUGGCACAUGGUCUCAGCCUGGAGGUCCCAGUGCCCUGAGUGUCGGGCUCCCUGCUCCAGGGACAGGAUGACCCCAGACACGCGCCUCAGAGCCCUGGUGGAGAAAAUCACAGAGCCCCUGCGGGAAGAGAUGGAGCCACAGGGGCCGGGGGCUCAGCCAGAGCCGGGGCGCCCGGUGCAGCUGGUGCAUCUGGACGAGGAAGGGGACCUGAUCCUGGACGAGGAGGCCCUGAACGGCUGCCUGGAGCAGGGUGGGGUGGGGGCCGCCCCUGUCUGCCUGGUGUCCAUCAUCGGGGAGCAGCGCCGGGGCAAAUCCUUCCUGAUGAACUGCCUGCUGCGCCGGCUCCAGCACCCGAACCAAGAGCACAUGGCCCUGGGAGGGUUUGAAUGUCGUGCUGGGACAGCGACCGUGACGAAGGGGGUGUGGAUGUGGGGCCAGCCCCUCUGGGUCCAGGCCCAGGGGAGGAGGGUGGCCGUGUUCCUGGUGGACACCGAGGGCUCCCUGGACCUGCAGCGCCGCAUGGAGACCAGCAUCAAGCUCUCCGUGUUCAGCAUAUUGCUCAGCUCCUACUGGAUUUUUAACAUUUCCAGCACGUUUACCCGGACGGAGGCAGAUUAUUUGGAGAUGUUCGUUCAUGUUGCAAAGGAGGUCGGAGAGACCUGCAAUCUGCCCCCAAUCCAGCACCUGGACCUGCUGGUGCGAGAUUGGCAGCUCUCUGGAGCCUAUGGUGCGGACGCGGGGCAGGAGUAUCUCAGAGACAUCACACGGGUAAUGAUCAGAUACCGCGACCUGGAGGCCUCUGCCGAGCAGCUCUUGGUGUUGGAAGCCAUGAGGGCAAGAAGCACCCAGUGUUACCUACUGCCUCACCCUGGCACUGGGUUCACCAGGAGCAGGGCAGGGACACCAGCUGACAUGGACACAGUUUUCCAGCAGUACCUGUGCGACUAUGUCACCACUGUGGUGCGCUCAGCAGGGACACACGUCCGGACGGACCGAGCCGGGCAGGCGCUGACUGGGGCUCAGCUGGCUACCAAGAUCAAGGGCGUCUCCCGAUACUUGAAGACCCAGCGCUACGACUUCUCCUCCCCUGUGAAGAUGGCUGAGGCAUUUGCAGCGAUGAGAGAGGAGGUAAACCGGAGAGCAGUCGAAGCCACCAGGAGGGAAUAUGAACAAUUUGUGCAGGAGCUGGACUGUGACCACCAGAGCAUGAUCAGCUGCCUGAGGGUGAAGCCUGCGGAGAUGCAGCAACGCCUGGAGGGGAAACGCCAGGAGCUGCUGGAACACUGCCGGGGGGAGCUGUGGGGCAAGGACCUCCAGAAACAGGCGGCCCUGGAGGAGCUGAAGAAGGAACUGGAUAAGCAGAUGGCGACAUUCCUGCCGCGCUAUGAACAGCGCUUUAAAAUGGCAGCGAUGAUAGAGGAGGAAAACAGCAAAGCAGUAGAAGCCUCCAGGAGGGAAUAUGAACAAUUUCUGCAGCAGCUGGACCGUGACCACCAGAGCAUGCGCCGCUGCCUGAGUGUGAAGCCUGAGGAGAUGCGGCAACGCCUGGAGGGGAAACACCAGGAGCUGCUGGAGUGCUGCCGGGGGGAGCUUCAGGGCGAGGACCUCCAGAAACAGACGGCCUUGGAGGAUCUGGAGCAGGAGCUGGACAGGCAGAUGGACGAGUUCCUGUCAGCCUAUGGGCAGCGCUUUAAAAUGGCGGAGAUGGCAGAGAUGAGAGAGAAGGCAAACAGAGGAGCAGUAGAAGCUGCCAGCAGGGAAUAUGGACUAUUUGUGCAGCGGCUGGACCGUGACCACCAGAGCAUGAGCAGCUGCCUGAGGAUGAAGCCGCUGGAGAUGAAGCGACGCCAGGAGAUGAAACACCGGGUGAUCCUGAAACGCUACCAGGGGGAGCUGCGGGGCGAGGACCCCCAGAAACAGGCGGCCCUGGAGGAGCUGAAGAAGGAACUGGACAAGCAGAUGGCGACGUUCCUGCCGCGCUAUGAACAGCGCUUUAAAAUGGCUGCGAUGGAGGCCAACAAGAAAGCUGUAGAAGUUGCCAUGAAGGGAUAUGAACACUUUGUGCAGAAGCUGGACCGUGACCACCAGAGCAUGAGCAGCUGCCUGAGAGUGAAGCCUGCGGAAAUGCAGCAACACCUGGAGGUUAAAUGUCAGGAGUUGCUGGAGCGCUGCUGGAGAGAGCUAUGGAAUGAGGACCCCCAGAAACAGGCUGCCCUGAAGGGGCUGAAGCAGGAACUGUCCAGUCAGAUGGCCCAGUUCCUAACGGCCUACAAUAAGCGCUUUAAAGAGAAGCAGUACAAACGGUGGGGCAUGCGCAUUUUAGAGGGUGCCGUGGUAGUGGCGGGUGGGAGUGUUGGAGGACGCAUCGGUUUGAGUGUAGCUGCGGCUAUGGUGGCGGGUGCAGAACGUUUUAUGGGGCUAGAUUAGAUAGAUAUGAGGGAGUGUAUGGGGAUAGAUAGAUAGAUAGAUAGGAAAAAUAUAAAGAACUUCCCACAGGUAGCUAGAUUUCAAAAGGACACAGACUGAAUUAUUUACAGUGGGAUCACCAAGGUCAGAAUCGAGCCCUGACCCCAUCGGUGUCAGUCAAUAAAUAACCCGGCCCUGGAUCCUGUGCUCUGAGCCACCCCCUGCAUCCCUCAGUCACAACUUUCAUUGAUCCUCAUUUUCAACAAGUGAGUUUGGUUGGGGGUUUUUUACAUUUUCUCCCCACCUGAAAAAAUGUGUGUGCAGGGGCAAUUUGGGGUUUUUUUUCCCUGCUGAUUUGAAAAUGAUUCCAAAUCCCAGAAUCCCAAUGAAAGCCAAAUUUUCCCACCAAAAAAGUCACUUCAAAAGCAACAGUUUUCCCACAAAAAAAUUUUUUUUGUGAUUAAAAUUCAUGUUUUUGGUGACAACGUCUCAGUUGAAAUAUUUCCAUCAGCUGGGAAGAGGGAGGAUCUCAGCAUCUGUGUGUUCAUGAGGGGGGGAAAGGACUGUUUGAAUUCAUGUGAAUAGGCCCAUGUUUCCAUCCAAGUGAGGACAUAAGAACGGCCGUACCAGGUCAGACCAAAGGUCCAUCUAUCCCAGUAUCUGUCUACUGACAGUGGCCAAUGCCAGGUGCCCCAGAGGGAGUGAACCU
Molecule: messenger RNA, 4187 nt
Organism: Mauremys reevesii (Reeves's turtle)
Lineage: Eukaryota; Metazoa; Chordata; Testudines; Geoemydidae
Product: RING finger protein 112-like
Exons: 18
Coding region: 962-3499 (845 amino acids)
Biological process (GO): protein homooligomerization; endoplasmic reticulum organization
Molecular function (GO): GTP binding; GTPase activity
Source: RefSeq, a predicted model, not a curated record